AUGGUAACUCUCGAAGAAGCCACCGCGCUUCUCCAAAAGCCGGCCGAUGCCGCCGCCGCCUCAUCGACACUCAGUCGAGAUCCCUCCCGCUACAAACCUCUCAACAGUUUCGCCCUGCCCAAGGAGCGCUCAUACCAACAGCAGUAUGCCGACAUUUACUUCCUGCGUCUCACCUCUAUUCGGCCCGCCGUUGACGCCGCCGCUGCCGAGGCCUGGGACGGCACCAUCAUUGGCGGGGAGGAGGCCAAGCACGUCAACCGUGUUCUUGACGUCCGUCAGGGCGAGCUCUGUUGGGUGACAGGCACCGUCUAUAUUGACAUGGCUCUGAAGCCGAACAUCCUCGAGGACGUUUCCAAGGAUCGCUGGAUCUCAGCUCCCAUAUCUACGGACCGCUACUACUCGAAUGAGGACGACAAGGACAUGAUAAUGCUCGAGGAUGACUCGGGUCGCAUCCGCCUUGUUGGCGACGUCCUCAAGUCCAUCCACCUCGUCACUGGCACAAUCAUCGGCGUUCUGGGAUCCGAGAACGCAAACGGUGAGCUCGAGGUCAUCGACGUCAAGUUUCCGGACCUCGCCCCGCAGCCUUCCCGCUGGACCCUUACCGACAGCCCUUCCGAAGACCACAACAUGUCCGGCACCUCUACCCCGUCCCAACGACCCUCGUCCAAAAUCGCCAUUGUCUCGGGCCUCUCCUUCUCGGGCGGCGACGCAUCCUAUGCUCUCGAGCUCACCCUCCUUCUUGAAUUCCUCCUCGGCGAGGCCCUCACCCCUGCAACCCAGUCCUCAGAGCUCGCCCACGUGUCCCGCCUCAUCAUCGCGGGAAACUCCAUCGACUCCUCUACCCCAACACCCACCACCACGAACCCGGCCUCCAAGACGUCGACCAACAAGAAAUACGGCUACGACGCCAGCGCCUACAACCCGCUCCCCAGCCAGCUCUUGGACGACUUCCUCGCCGACCUGCUCCCCUCCAUCCCCGUCACCCUUAUCCCCGGCGCCGAGGACCCCGCCAACGCGAGUUAUCCACAGCAGCCCAUCCAUCCGGCCAUGUUCCCGCGCUCGAGACCUUACUGCGCUGCGCCCGGCGCCAAGGAGACCGGUUGGCUCGACACCACGACGAACCCCUGGGAGGCCGAAGUGGACGGGUGGAGGGUCCUCGGCACCGGCGGCCAGAAUGUCGACGACGUGUUUAAGUACGUUGACAGUGACGACCGGCUGGGCAUGAUGGAGGCCAUGUGCAGGUGGCGUUGCAGCGCACCUACCGCCCCCGACACACUUUGGGCCUACCCCUUCCAAGAUGACGAUCCCUUCGUCAUGAAGGAAGCCCCCCACCUCUACUUCGUCGGGUGCCAGCCUGAGUUCUCGACAAAAGUCAUUCAGGGCGACAACGGCCAGCAGGUCCGGCUCAUCACCGUGCCAUCUUUUGCAGAGAGCAAGGAGCUGGUUCUGGUAGACACGGAAACAUUGGAGGUUUCCAAGGUCAAAAUCAUGGCGGCAACUGCGACAGCGUCAUGA
Messenger RNA from Colletotrichum higginsianum IMI 349063, 1515 nucleotides. RefSeq names its product DNA polymerase alpha/epsilon subunit B. Gene Ontology annotation, molecular function: DNA binding. Gene Ontology annotation, biological process: DNA replication; DNA strand elongation involved in DNA replication. Gene Ontology annotation, cellular component: delta DNA polymerase complex. The transcript is spliced from 4 exons. NCBI's taxonomy places the organism in Eukaryota, Fungi, Ascomycota, Sordariomycetes, Glomerellales, Glomerellaceae. Bases 1 to 1515 code for a protein of 504 amino acids. The record is from RefSeq and is a predicted model, not a curated record.